AUGAUAGUCUAUAAUUGCCAACAGCUGAUUGUUGCUGAUCAGCUGUUGCUGCCGUUGGAAGCAGCGCUGAAGGUCCGUCCCCGUGAGCUGCUCUCUCUGCCUGUGGACCAACAGUCCUCAUCAGGGUCCAUCAGUGGACCAACAGUCCUCAUCAGGGUCCAUCAGUGGACCAGCAGUCCUCAUCAGGGUCCAUCAGUGGACCAACAGUCCUCAUCAGGGUCCAUCAGUGGACCAGCAGUCCUCAUCAGGGUCCAUCAGUGGACCAGCAGUCCUCAUCAGGGUCCAUCAGUGGACCAGCAGUCCUCAUCAGGGUCCAUCGGUGGACCAUCAGUCCUCAUCAGGGUCCAUCAGUGGACCAACAGUCCUCAUCAGGGUCCAUCAGUGGACCAGCAGUCCUCAUCAGGGUCCAUCGGUGGACCAUCAGUCCUCAUCAGGGUCCAUCAGUGGACCAACAGUCCUCAUCAGGGUCCAUCAGUGGACCAACAGUCCUCAUCAGGGUCCAUCAGUGGACCAUCAGUCCUCAUCAGGGUCCAUCAGUGGACCAACAGUCCUCAUCAGGGUCCAUCAGUGGACCAGCAGUCCUCAUCAGGGUCCAUCGGUGGACCAGCAGUCCUCAUCAGGGUCCAUCAGUGGACCAUCAGUCCUCAUCAGGGUCCAUCAGUGGACCAACAGUCCUCAUCAGGGUCCAUCAGUGGACCAUCAGUCCUCAUCAGGGUCCAUCAGUGGACCAUCAGUCCUCAUCAGGGUCCAUCAGUGGACCAACAGUCCUCAUCAGGGUCCAUCAGCGGACUCUCUGGAGGUCUGCAGGAAGUCCUCUUGGGUAGUCCUGUGGACUGGUUGAAUUGGGGAUUUGGAGCCCUCAGCACUCCCAGACUUCCAGGGAACGCGUUUGCAAAGUCUGUGAAUCUGCAAGUGUGGACGUUUGGAUUCAGCCAGGUCUCCAGGAAGCACGUCCGGCUUUGA
Messenger RNA from Epinephelus fuscoguttatus (brown-marbled grouper), 963 nucleotides. RefSeq lists its product as uncharacterized. NCBI's taxonomy places the organism in Eukaryota, Metazoa, Chordata, Actinopteri, Perciformes, Serranidae. The coding region runs from base 1 to 963 and encodes 320 amino acids. The record is from RefSeq and is a predicted model, not a curated record. The transcript has 4 exons.